CCUCUUCCAAUUUCCAUGGCCACUUAUUGCUUUUCAACAUCAACUUCAACUUCAACUUCAACGUCAUUUCCAUUAUCAAUCUCUAAUAAAUCCAAAAUUAAUCCCACAAAUCCUUUAAUUUCCACACUUCACUUUCCUUCUUCAGCCAAAAACCACCCUGCUAUUAAAAAUAAUAAAAGUAAAAAGAUAUUUACAGUUUCAGCACUCAUUGAAAAUGAGCAGCAACAAGAACAACAACAAUAUUCAUCUGGAAAUGGGUUUAGUUUACAAGAGGAGGAUAUAGAUUUGAGAAACUCUUAUAAACCAUUUGAAUUAUAUGUAUGUAAUCUUCCUAGAAGCUGUGGUAUUACUGAACUUCUUAAUAAGUUUCAAACUUAUGGCACUGUUCAAUCUGUUGAGGUCCCAAGAAUUCCGGAAACUGGGAUGAGCCGGGGAUGUGGGUACGUGACCAUGAGCUCACUUGAUGAAGCCAAAGCUGCCAUUGCUGCUCUAGAUGGGACAGAUGUUGAUGGACGUGAUAUGCGAGUAAGAUUUUCAGCUGACAUGAAUAGUAAAUGGGGGAGCACGGUAACGAGCUCACGACCUCAAAAGAACUUGGUAUUUGAGUCACCCUACAAGGUUUAUGCUGGCAAUCUUGCUUGGAGUGUCAAACCCGAGGACUUGCGAAAUCACUUCAGCCAAUUUGGUAAUGUAGUUAGCACGACUGUGUUGCAUGAUCGUAAAGGAGGAAAGAAUCGUGUUUAUGGGUUUCUUUCAUUCUCAACAUCUGAAGAGCUUGAAGCUGCAAUGUCGUUGGAUGGCACACAAUUUUAUGGUAGAACAAUAAAACUUCGAGAAGUUGUAAAAUGGCCCGAGCCGGAGCCUUGAUUGGAGUUUGAUGCAUAUAAGAGGAAGUGAAAUCAGAGAGGUACCAUAUACGUUUUCGUUUUAUUAUUGGACUUAUGUGCAUCAUGUUGCAGAUUAUGUCCAAACUCACAUAUAGCUUUGACAAAAAUGUAACGUACAUUUGUUUUGUAUCUUAACUGAGUCGACUACAUGAUCUCAAUUUGUGAGUUGGUCAUUGGUUUGGUUCCAUAUUUGGUUAUACUGAAUGAUACUUAGAUAUUUGACAGUUUGUAUAUAUUUUUAUUGAACUACUUGCCAAUUCAAAUGUCAUGAUUUCUU
This is a messenger RNA of Erigeron canadensis, 1164 nucleotides long. Its product is annotated as RNA-binding protein CP31B, chloroplastic. Gene Ontology annotation, cellular component: cytosol. Bases 16 to 867 code for a protein of 283 amino acids. The record is from RefSeq and is a predicted model, not a curated record. The transcript is spliced from 4 exons. Lineage: Eukaryota; Viridiplantae; Streptophyta; Magnoliopsida; Asterales; Asteraceae. Gene Ontology annotation, molecular function: mRNA binding.